Molecule: messenger RNA, 2408 nt
Organism: Cynoglossus semilaevis (tongue sole)
Lineage: Eukaryota; Metazoa; Chordata; Actinopteri; Pleuronectiformes; Cynoglossidae
Gene: tmem209
Product: transmembrane protein 209
Exons: 15
Coding region: 119-1792 (557 amino acids)
Cellular component (GO): membrane
Source: RefSeq, a predicted model, not a curated record
AAACCUAAGUCCCUCCUACCGGAAGUAGAAAGUGUAGCUUCCGGUUCAGUACAAAUCAUGCAGCGCCGCGGUUGUCAUUCUCGUUAGCGUGCUUAAACAUUGAGGAGAGCAUAAGACCAUGUUUACUCCACCGAAGGAGGUGAUGCCCAGUAUGAUUGACAGUGCUCUGAGGAUGAGGAGAGAGGAGCAGGCUCGGCAGGUUGUCCUCGCCUGGGCUGUGCUUAACGUCUCUCUGGCCGGCAUGAUCUACACUGAGAUGUCGGGGAACUUGCUGAGUCGAUACUACAACAUCACCUACUGGCCUAUCUGGUACAUUGAACUGUUGUUAGCGUCUCUCUUCAGCCUCAACGCUCUUUUUGACUUCUGGAAAUAUUUCAAAUAUACUAUGGCACCAUCUACUAUCGCUGUAUCCCCUGAACAGCAUCUCCUGCUGGGGCUCAGAAACACAAGUAUACAGGCCUCUCCGCCACAGAGGCAGGAAAAAAAGGAGACUCCUGCUCCGGCGCAGUUGUCUCCCCUGCAGGGUCAAAGUGUGCUGAGUUUCAGCCCCUCUCGAUCUGCCACCAUCAACCCAAAGUUCUCCCCGAGCUGUGUUCCUGGCUACAGUGCUUCACUCAGCCCAUCCACUCCAAACAAUGCUGGGGGGGGCUUCUCUCCCUCAGUUGCUUAUGGAAAGGUGUUGAACUACAGUCCCUCCCCUGGUUCAUCUCCUUACCCCAGCAGCAUUGGUCCAGCAGAGGGCUCCAACCUAAGGGCUAGGUAUCGCACGUCGCCCUCAGUGUUUAAUUCCCCUGGAAGCAAAGAGGACUGCAUGGAUGAUCUGAAAAGCCUGGAGAGGUUCCUCCGGACAGAGGAGGAGAAGAGUCACCGCAGCCAGCUAGGAAGUCCAGAGUCUGUGUCUCCGAACCACAGUCCAACAUUCUGGAACUACAACCGCUCAGUCGGUGACUACACUCAGAGCCUGCGGAAGUUCCUGUACCAGCCCGCCUGUCGCUCCCAGGCUCCAUCUGCACACAAAGAUGAGACAGAUCUGGGCUCCAAACAGGCAGCAGAGGAGGUGUGGGCCAGAAUCACAACCAGCCGUCCUGUCGUGGACCACAUUGAUAGCUGGACGGCCAAGCUUAGAAAUUGGAUAAGUGAUACAAUCCUGGUGCCUUUGGUGAAGGAAAUCGACUCGAUCAACAGUCAGCUCAGGCGGAUGGGAUCUCCUGAGCUCCAGAUAGGAGAGGCAAGCAUCAGCAGCCUGAAGCAGGCGGCCGUGAUGAAAGCAUCAGCCAUACCCACCAUAACCUCAAUCGUACAGUACCUGGACAUCACACCAAACCAGGAAUAUCUAGUGGAGCGGAUCAAAGAGCUCGCACACAGUGGCUGCAUGAGCUCUUUUCGUUGGAACAAAGGAGGAGACCUGAAGAAUAGAAAGUGGGACACGGACCUCCCCUCUGACUGUGCUAUCCUCAUGAAUAUGUUUUGCACCUAUUUGGACUCCAGACUGCCCCCACAUCCAAAGUACCCCGAUGGGAAGACCUUUACUUCGCAGCACUUCAGCCACACGCCAGACAAACCUGAUGUAACCAAAGAGAACCUCUUCUGUAUCCACCAGAGCAGCACCACUCCUCCUCACUACCAGCUCAUCUACCAGGGGAACAUCUACAGUCUUCCCAAGGGCAGGAACAACCUUUUCCACACCAUCCUCAUGUUUCUCUUUGUUAUUAAAACCAAGGAGUCUGGCAUGUUGGGGAGGGCAAAUCUCGGACUCUCGGGCGUGAACAUCCUGUGGAUCUUUGAAGAUUGAUGCGUUUAUAAUGUGCAUAUGGAGGAUUACCGUGAGUGCUGCACACACCGGUUGUAAACUCAGACUGGCUCUUCAUUUUGUAAUUCACAUCAUUUAAGUCAGGAUUUUUUUUCUCUAUCAUGCUGCUGUGAGCUUACCAUACAACACAGAGCUGUGGUUUUAUCAUUGGUUUUGUUAUUUUUGUAUUUUGUAUUUGUCGGCGCGGCAGAAAUGUAAAUAUGACACAGUUUGGGUCGGAGAGGGCAACGACCUGGUUAAACUGAAUGUAAAUACAUGUUGACAUGUUCCGUUACAGUAGCAUCUGUGACUUUUUUAGCUAGCGUGCUGGUUUGUUUUUUGUUGUAAAAUGAAUGCCUGCAGUGACAGAGAUGGUGCUUAAAUUUACUUUAAAAACUGAUGCCUCCUGGAAAGUCUCUGGCACACUCUCAGUAACCGAGGAUAACUUGUGAUUUGCUGAAAAACGAACAGAAAACCUCGUUGUCGCCAAAGUCUUUGCUCUGAUUGUACAGAAAGUCAUUUAUGACAUUUAAAACUUUUUACAUGCUCACAUGCCUUACAGUACUUGCUUAUUCUGUAAAAUGUCACUUGAAAGGAUGAAUAAAAUUUAGAUACAAAA